Molecule: messenger RNA, 4016 nt
Organism: Triplophysa rosa
Lineage: Eukaryota; Metazoa; Chordata; Actinopteri; Cypriniformes; Nemacheilidae
Gene: lasp1
Product: LIM and SH3 protein 1
Exons: 8
Coding region: 187-897 (236 amino acids)
Cellular component (GO): focal adhesion
Molecular function (GO): actin filament binding
Source: RefSeq, a predicted model, not a curated record
CGCGCAGCAGGACACAGCGGCAGUGCCGUGGGCGCGCCUUCCGUGUCGGAUUCGUUCGCUGACAGCCAGCGGUGCGAACUGGACUCAUCAACGGCAAGCGAUUCAUACCUCUCACAUUAUCAACCAAAUUACACUCUGCGGGUGAUUUCUUCAUCUCCUUUUUAGCCGCCGCACUCUCCCUCCAAAAUGAAUCCACUGUGUAGCAGAUGUAACCGAGUGGUGUAUCCCACGGAAAAAGUGAAUUGUCUUGACAAGUACUGGCAUAAAGGAUGCUUCAGCUGUGAAGUGUGUAAAAUGACUCUAAACAUGAAGAACUACAAAGGCUUUGAAAAGAGACCAUACUGUAAUGCACACUAUCCGAAGACAUCAUUCACCAGUGUUGCAGACACCCCCGAGAACCUGCGCCUGAAACAGCAGAGCAAGAUGCAAAGCCAGGUGCUCUAUAAGGAAGAAUUUGAGAAGAGCAAAGGAAAAGGCUUCAGUGUUGUGGCUGACACACCAGAGAUGCAGAGAAUCAAGAAAACACAAGACCAAAUCAGCAACAUUAAAUACCAUGAGGAGUUUGAAAGGAGCCGAAUGGGUGGGGAAGCUCCACCUCAUCACCCACAAACACCGCAACAACACACAACUCCAGCAUAUCAGCCCCCAGCAGCAUCUCAGAACUAUCACUAUGAACCCGAGCAUGUGCGCCAGGCGGCUGCCGCCCCUCCUCCCAGCUCCGGGAAGCGCUACCGAGCCGUGUAUGACUACACCGCAGCUGAUGAAGAUGAGGUGUCGUUCCUGGACGGUGAUGUAAUCAUGGACGUGCAGCAGAUCGAUGAGGGUUGGAUGUAUGGGAGAGUGGAGCGCACCGGCCAGCAGGGAAUGCUGCCCGCUAACUACGUAGAGGCCAUCUGAAAAUGAGAGGGAAAAAGAUAGGGCAAGAAAAAGGGAGGGAUAAAAGGAGAGGGAGUCGCAGAUGAGUUGCUGAGUGCCAUUUCACCUUUCAAGAUCAUUUUCCACUAUUCCUGCACUAAUUGUCUUAUCAGGGGUCGACCCUUAUGAUCCAGUUACGAUCCAAAACAGGCAUAGUCCAGUAACCACAUACAGUAUAACCAAACACAGCAACAAUGCAUACACAAACAAAUAUCACACAUAUACGGUCAAUUACAAUUUACUAGUUUUCCCAUAUCAUUCUCAAAUAUGCAUUUCUCUGUGUAUUGCUUUUGCUGCCUGUCAGUCUGUCUCUUUGUUUGUCUUUUCUCAGUGUUUUCUCAGUCCUGAAAAGGUGCUGUCACAAGUGGCACUUAAGUCUUAAGAAGACUCGCACACACCUACACACAAAAUACAUAACCACAUAGGCCGCUGAAAUAUUUAGGGCCUGCUAUAGAGCACUUCAAACAUCUCAACACUUUUUAUCAGUUGCCAUGACAAUAAGUGAAAGAAAUGAUUUCAAACCUCAGUUCUGAGAUCUCUUUUUUUUAAACUACUUUUUGUUUGAUAUUUUAUUUUCAUCCUGUAAUUGUAUUAUGUGAUGUAUUUAGUACAGUUUCACAUCUCAUUGGUUGUGGGUCUGUGGCAAUGCUUGAACAUGAGACUUGGUCAUUCCAAUCAUUCCAUAUGUCUGGCCACUUGCAUCAUGUAGUGAAACAGGAAUCUAAAAGGCUCCUCUUUUUCAACUGGAUGUACUUAAAACUGUAAGAAAGGGGCGGAGUCUUGUGCUAUCAUUUACUGAAGCUUAUCUUUCACAUUCCUCCCUGUAUAAAACCAGUUAGAAUAUAUGAGCCUAAUUUAGUUCUGCUGCUCCUGCUUUUAAAAUGAAGAGGAAAUUGUGAAGUGAUGUACCUUACUCUUAACAAAAGGGAAAAAAGAAACUGUACAGUCACGGAACAAAAGGAGGAGAUUGUAGUAAAUUGAGCGCAAAGAGGAGCCCAAGCACAAUUCUAAGGACCAUUUUGGCUUUUAAUUUGAAUCAUUCCAUUUGUUCCAUUUUGUUUCUGAAGCAUUCCAUGUGCAUAGUAUGAAACUGUAUCUCAGAGCUGUUCUGUAAGAUGUUGUUAUUGAUGUUUUUGUUUGUUUGUUUUUCCUCAUAUCAUGCUUAUUCUCAUUGCCUUGCUGGUAUUGUAUGAGACAGAAUUUUAAUGUCAAUAUCAGUGGAAUAAAACCAAUCUAUUUGUAUACCAAGACAGGUGAGUUUGUCAAACAGCUAAACAGCUAAGCUUGUGGAAUUAGAAUGUUUUAGAACCUAGCAUGUAUUUGUCUCUUAACUGGAAACCAAUGACAUGUUGCUGUGCAAAGACUCUACUGAUCAUUGUUCUCUUAAAUGACAAAAUAUAGAUGCAGAGAAUGAUCAAAGCAAGUAAUCCAAGUGUUUUGACACUGUUCCCACUAAAGUGAAGUGUAAUAUUGGAUCUUUUUUUUCUGUGAAACAUUUUGUUUUCAAGAAUUACAUCAAUAUCUUUUGUGAGAGUAUUCUAUGCAUCACAUUUCUCUCAUGACAAUUGAUCAUAACCCAACAGCUGGUCCCACAUUUAUGAGGAUGCCAUUUCACGUGUAAAAAGCAACCAUGUCUUGGUGAAAUUGAUGUAAAUUCAUAGUGAUUGUACUUUUUUCUUAAGCAAUUUUAAUGUUUUUCUAGUAUAGUGAGUUUUUUUUUCAAUUUUGUUUUCUAAUGUUUUACUCAAUCGGGUGAGCCAUUCGGUGAUACAAGAUAUCUCUGCAAAAAUAUACUAAUCAGAUUAUUAGUUGCAUUUUUCUGGACACUCAACCUUUUGUUUCAAUCCAUUUUCUUGUUCCAGUCCAUCCUCUUGGACUUGAGUAAGUCAUAUGGGAAGUUAUUCUACUUGUUCACUCACCCUUUAAAGGAAACACUGUAACACUGUGGAAUGUCUCACAUUGAGUAAUGGUCAUUAUUAAAUGACAAAUCAGCAAAAAUAAACGGGGAGAUUUCAUUUUAAAAGGAACUAAAAGGUGGAAUUUGUAAUGUGAUGCCUACAUCGACCUUGUAAGUGUGUAAAUUGAAUGUAUGCAUAACGCAUUCAACCUAACAUCUGAGAAACAUGCACGUCACACCCAAACAUUUCUUUAUUCCGCCCCGAUAGAUUCACUCUAAUCCCAUUCGAAACAACCUUUUUAUGUCUGCGUCAUAGAAUAUUUGUGUAGUUUCCCAUACAUUUAAUACAGACUGGUUUUUAGCAUAACCAAACUGCACUAAAAAUCGACCGACCCCCUCUCGUGUCACUGCCCGCUACAUCCUUCUAGAAGUGAGGAUUGUAGUGUAGCGGGGAGGGGUCUUCACAAUCCGACCGUCCUUUCUCAUGUAAACACCUGCUUGUGUGACUGGGCAUCUUUUGGACCCGCUGCUCUGCGGAAACGCAAACAUCAUGCUGGACGUCUUGUUAUUGAUGUUCUUCGCCAUCAUCGGUUUGAUGUUCCUCUCCUACAUCAUCUACAUGCUCUGAAUGCAGCGGCAGCAUCAAUGGACCGCCGCGAGAGUAGAUGCGUCAUUCACGUCCGCGGGAGGAAUUUAUUCACAAAGGUUGGCGAGGGCGAAAGACAUGGAGCUGUCUCUAAACCUCUGGAAAAACGGCAUUGUACUGAAACAACUGGAAGACGCAGGACACAAUUGCAAGAUGAGAUUUAACCCUUUCGUCGCCUUAUCCCUGGGUAACACAAACUGUUCCUGGCUGGAGCCUUUGACAUGUAUGAUCGAGCAAAAGGAUGAUACAAGCACUUCACAAAAACAAAACUCUUUAUUUGCAUUUUCUCGUAGAAGACACUAUUAACGUACGGUUUGUUAGAUUCUACAGACGCUGCCCUCCAUGGUUACAAUGUUUCCACAAAAUCCCAGGAUUAAAAUUUCAGUUUUACGGAUUGCUUUGAACACUCUGACCUGUGUAUUCCUCUGUCUAUGGUUUUGAAAAAAUAACUAAUCUGUUUGCAACUGUCAGUAUACAAGAAUUAACACUAUUUUCAAAUGCAUGUAUUAUAUGUCAAUGAUGGAUGUUCAUAAAUAAAUGUCUGUUUUUCAAAAUGAA